Messenger RNA from Fraxinus pennsylvanica, 339 nucleotides. NCBI's taxonomy places the organism in Eukaryota, Viridiplantae, Streptophyta, Magnoliopsida, Lamiales, Oleaceae. The record is from the annotation of a GenBank genome assembly.
AUGAUACACAUGGCUAUGAAGUUGAAGAGACAAUUGAAGAGGAAGGGGACAUCAAGGGGUAAAACUGAAUUGCUAAAAGAAAGGGAAGAAAAUGCUAGCAAGAAAAUGGAAUCCCAGCCAUCAAGAAGUCGAGACAUCAAAUGCUUUAGGUGUUUGGGGUCGGGGCACAUCACUUCCCAAUGUCCAAACAAAAGAGAGAUGAUUUUGCGGGAUAAUGGAGUGGUGGUAAGUGAAAGUGAGAUUGAUUAUGAAGGCAUGCCGAAAUUGGAGGAGGCUAGUGAUGGAGGCAGAGUGGAAUAUGCUGUUGGCGAGCUAUUAGUCACAAGGCGAGGCAGAUGA